Molecule: messenger RNA, 2283 nt
Organism: Chaetomium fimeti
Lineage: Eukaryota; Fungi; Ascomycota; Sordariomycetes; Sordariales; Chaetomiaceae
Exons: 3
Coding region: 1-2283 (760 amino acids)
Source: RefSeq, a predicted model, not a curated record
AUGACCCUUGCCAUCGUUCUCGGAGUCUGCAUUCCGCUCGUCGCGGCCAUCUGCGUCUUUACGUACCUUCAUAUCAGAAAUAAGAAGAAGCAGCGAAUGGAGGACCUGAAUGAUCCCCACAAGUCGUUAGAUUUCGGAUUGGAGGGAGGUGCCCGUGCUAAAGGGUCACGCAAGAGUCUUAUUAGCAGGGAGAAGGACAGCCAACCACGAUUCAACCGCCAGCAGAUGUCGAUGGAUAUGAAUCUGUCUAGCCCGUACCUCCUGCCGCCCGAGGUUCACAACUCGCGCGAAUCCCUCAAUUCCCUGGCUAAAACGCUCCACACCAACGAAGACCCCUACAGGCCGGUCGGGCAGUUCAAUGGGAGCGAGGUUGGCUCGAUCCGUUCGUUCUCCAAGGGUCACGAGGGCGCCUCCAUCUACACUCGGUCAAGCAGCCGCGCAGAUGCCACGCAGAUGUCUCCCGGGGGCUAUGGUUCUCCUUCUCGACAAAAUUCCAUCCCUAUGUCACCUCUCAUGCCACCUGAGCCGACCCACAUGAAACCGGAUCAGCCGUCGCCAGACCCGACUCUCAUGCCACCAAGUGCCCCUCCCAUGGGACCUCUACCGCCUAUUGGAACCGCGUCUGCGGGAUCGCCCCGGGAUAUGAAUGAAGGUCUCGCCAUCGGAACCGCGAUCCAAGAGCCGCCCGCUGUUGCGCAAAAGUCUCCCGGCCUGCCUCCGCCAUCGCCUUUGCAGCCCAGCCCGGCCGAUUCGGGCGUGGCUGUGCAGUAUGAUAGUGUCGAUAACCCCUUUGAGAAACCGGUAGCCCAGGAAGUCCCGACUCCAACGGAACCCUCGACCGUGGGUCUUGGUCUCUCCUCUCACCCCCAGCCUCAGCGUGCAUCCAUCCGGUCUUCCACUUCAUCAUACGACAGCCGAACGACAAGCCCGCCACCGAACAGGGCCCAGCAUGCUUCUAUGUCGGCGCCGAUCAUCGAGGAACCGGAGCCUCUUGAUUACUAUGACUUCGACUUUGCCGACAUGCCAGAAAUGCCUCGGGGUCAGCGCUCGCCUUCGCCGGCGAACCCCAAUGGUCAACUUGAUGUGGAUGAGCCAAGAGGCCGGAACAUGCAGAGGACCUCCCAAAUGUUUGAGCAGCAGAGUGCGGCCCGCCAGAGCGGUCUGGGCGUCCCUAACCAGGAUAACCGCCGCCUCUCCGUUGGCUUCCGCCCACUGCCGCCUGAUGAGAUCAUGGAAUCCGAGGACCCCGAAUACAGGGCUAACCGCAUCCGCUCCUUCUACAAGGAGUACUUUGAAGACGUCUUGAGACCGGAAGACAGGCCGCCGAUGCCACCGAUGCCGCUGAUGACGCAACAACAGCGGCAGGCGCAGCAGCAGCAGCAGCAGCAGCAGCAGCAGCAGCAACAAGGGCAACAGCACCAUCAACACCAACAUCAUCAAAGUAACACGAGCUACUACGAGGAUUAUGACCCAAGCUAUGCCCAGGAUGCCCCGUAUUUUGAUCCUGCCAGCAACUCGUUCGUUAUGCCCUAUGCGCAGCCCGUGUCUCGCAGGGCAAUGACCCCUCCACCGUCGGGCCAGAGAUUCCCGGGCCCAAGGGGACCGCCGCGUGGGUCCCACGGUUCUCCGGCCGGUAUGAGGUUCCCACCGAACAUGCGGGGCCCUCCUCGACCGGGCUCGUCUGUGUCCAACCAGCUGGGCAACCCCUCGCGCCCAGGAUCAUCGGCGUCGGGUGCCUAUGGCCGGGUCCGUGCCGGGUCCGCCAUGUCGGGGAGCCGAUCCGGUAGCCGGUUUGGCGGUCCCCGCAAACCAAUGCCUCCCCCUGCCGACCUUCCCACGCUCCCCACCCCAUCCAAGCUUACGGACGACUCUUUCGGCAUCUUCAACGCCGCUGAUUUCGCACCGCCCGAGGGGUUUGCGGAGCGGGCUCGUGGCCGUUCUCAAAGUCCUUCCGGGGAGCGUCGCCCUUACAAGAUGCCCGUGCCUUCCCACUCGCCCUUAGUGGACACCGUUGAAGACCUCCCCGCGCUACCGAGCCCUUCUCUUCUGCAGAAAUCGAGCACCUUCACAGGCCUUGACUUUGCUCCGCCCCGCAAGUUCGCCGACGCGGACAACCAAAGCGAUGCCGGUUCGAUCCGCAGCAACCGCAGCGGACUCUCAGCCGCCCACGCCAACGCCAUCCGCGGCGGUGCGGGGCGCGUCAGUAGGCUCCCGGGUGAUCAAGUCUUCACUCAAGCGGCCCUGGGCAAGUCGCUCAAGCCGGCAUGGGGCAUGCGUGAUUAA